AUGAUAGGUAAGGAAGAGCUCGGGCCCCCAGGGCCUCGUGGUCUCAGCACUUGGCAGCUGGCUCCUAUCUCGCUCCCAUUUGUAACCAGCUGCUCUGGCCGGAACGGCAGAAAGAGACGGCCGAGAGACUGCCCAGUGCAGCUGCCCCAGCUGCAGAUACAGGGAGUAUCUGGGAUGCAGCUGGCCCCACAGCCUCCUCCUGGCAGACCAAUGCUGGCCAACAGACCAGUCUGGGUGCGGGCCCCACUCCUGCUGCACCCACUGUGCCAACAGGAAGAGGAGGAAGACGUCAAGACCAGGGAUCUGUCCAAGGGCAAGAGUCAGCUGCUCCACCCUGAAACCCUCCGGCACAGACAGAAGCUGCCCAAAUUGGCCGUGCAGGGAGUGGGCCUGGACAAAAGUCCUCAGGGCAGUGUCAAGGUGGAGUCUCCAUGGAAAAGAGCCUUGGCUCAGAGGGACCCAGCACCCUGCACAUCCCAGCAAGGCCUAGGAAGAUCAAGAGACUGGCCACGUCCUGGACUGAAGCCCUUUGAGCCCCAAGAUUUCAUCCUCGAGAGGGCAAGGCCAAGAACAACCCCUAAUAUGUCCAUCAAAGGAAUAAGCCUGUCAUAAAAGCCUGCACAGCCAGCAGAGGACAUGGGCACGUGACCCGGCAG
This is a messenger RNA of Alligator sinensis (Chinese alligator), 656 nucleotides long. RefSeq lists its product as uncharacterized. Bases 1 to 612 code for a protein of 203 amino acids. The transcript is spliced from 6 exons. The record is from RefSeq and is a predicted model, not a curated record. NCBI's taxonomy places the organism in Eukaryota, Metazoa, Chordata, Crocodylia, Alligatoridae.